Molecule: messenger RNA, 3641 nt
Organism: Trichobilharzia szidati
Lineage: Eukaryota; Metazoa; Platyhelminthes; Trematoda; Strigeidida; Schistosomatidae
Source: the annotation of a GenBank genome assembly
AAUGGUACGGUCAAUAAACUUGUUGUUAUUCUUAGUCUUCAUAUUUUUUUCUUCACUAUCUCCGGUUUUUUCUCCUUUCCUACCAAAUGGAUCCACGAGGUGAAAUCAACCUAUAGAGAAGAAAACAGAAUACAUAUAUAACGAUUAUUUGCCUACACCUUGAUCACAGGGGAAGAGGGUACAAUAUGGUUAGUUAACAGUCUGAAGUGCAUUAUACUUUGCAUUUAUAUGCAUACGUGCAUGUAUGCAUGCAUGGGUGCGUGCGUGUGUGUGUGUGAAGGAGAAAGAGGUAGAAAGGUGGACAAUAUUUCUGACUCAUUUGUAUCUACGGUGUGUUUACUAAUUAUCGGAUUGAAAAGAGUAUUAUAUUUCACAUCAGUUAUUGUUUCCAUUAUAGCCACUACAAUAUAAUUAUCAUUAUAAUCAUUAUUAGCUCAUAAAAUCACCUAUCUAAUUACAAUUAACGUCAUCAUAAAACUGUUUAUUAUUAUCAUAACUAUACUGAUAGCUAAAGUAUAAGUGUAACUCAAAACUGUUAACCAAUAAUAACGAAGCAAUUUCUUACUUUGAUUUGUACUCACUCGUUUUCAGUGGAAUAAUAAUCAAUAAAGAAAAAAAAAGAAGGCAAUCAUUUGUUCACGUGACGGAGAUUUCAAUAAAGAAGCUUGUAUGUACCACAGGUAACGAAUUGCCAAAGCAGAGAUUCCCCAUAUCUGGUAUACAAUCAAUAAACCUGAAUAACUCAUAGCCUAAUGCCUUUAAUGAUCACUAUUCGUAUAUGUUGAGGACUGUAAAUUCAACUGUUGUCUGCUGAAUCAUUGUUUUGUAUAUUCAUCAAUAUUUAAACAAAUUCUCAAGCAUGUUUCCAGUCGACAAUCGUCUUAGUUUCAACUCAGCAUUUGAUAAUUUAUUUCCACGUUCCCUAGGUUCUUGUAUCCCGAAUUCCUCUCAGACAGAUGCAUUUCGAUCUGAAUGGAGUAAUAAUUUUCAUCAUCAGCAUACACGUUCUGCAACAUCUAUUCCCACAACUACUGCCAAUGCCACGAACAGUAACAAUCCGGAGAAUAACUUCACUGGUAGUAAACAUCAUCAACAACAACAACAACAAUCGAGUACGCAUGCAUAUAUAAAUAAUCAAUUAGCUGUACGCCACCAACACUUAUUGCCUACAUCGAAUGAUUUUAUGCACACCAGCCUGUCAACAUCAUCAUCGUCAUCAUCGCCGAGAGCGAAUGCAUUAGCUGCAGCCUUUCUGUCCAACUCUUUUUCUGAUAGUCUUCAGGCAAAUUCACAGAAUUAUCAAAAUCCGAAUGGAUUUCCAAAUUGUUUUACACCGUCAUCAGUAUCAUCGCUGAUGAACAGUGCUAAUAAUAAUGACGAUAACAAUAAUAAUGGUGAAAAUAUGAAAAUAAGUAGUAUCAGAGCACGUUCUGAAUUUAAUCACUUCGAUUUAGGUUUGAAUGCUUCACGUCCAAUGGAUUUGUUGUCAAACUGUUCUACACACCUUCCUAUAUCUGGAGUAAAUAGUAGUAGUAGUAAUAAUAAUAAUAACAAUAAUAGUACAGUUAUACAUAAUAGUAAUAACAAUAUUGAUUCAGGAAAUUUACCACAUGACAGUAUACAUUCCUUUGCGCAUAACAGUAAUAAUACACAAUUACAUUAUAAUAGGUCUGUACAACCAAAUCAAACAAGUGAUGUAGGCGCAUUUCAUCCUCUAGUAUCAAGUUAUUCAUCAAUUAACCUGUUAAAUUCAUCAAUAAGAUAUCCAUCGUUUGGACAGAAUACUUCUGAUUUAAUGAACUCUGAAAAUCAACGUAUAGAUAUGUUGAACCCCUUUUUAGAUUUUCGAAAUUCUACUGCUGCAACAUCAAACGCUAACUCUAAUGCUUUCUCUAAUCCAGUCUGUAAUCAACAUCCUCAUCACCCUCAUCAUCAACAACAGACAGUCAGUGAGAAUUUGAAGUCGACUUACAGACAUUUUACGAAUACUACAGCGGCUGCAAUGGCUGCAGCAGCAGUUGAAGCCGCUUCUAAUGUCACCAGUAGUAUGAAUAACAUCAGCAACAACAACAACAACUCCAGUAUGAUGAAUAUGACAUCGCCUGAAAUGAUUCGAACUAUGGGACAGUCAAUGGUGGCUACAUCAUCGAGUAAUCAUAAUAAUAAUAACAGUAACAAUACAGCUGUAGCGGUAGCAGCUAUUGCUGCAGCUGCGGCUGCCACAAACUACAUGGUCGCUAAUACAGGAAUGUCGAAUUUCGGUGUGUCGACCAAUUUGAAUUUAAGUGGGCAAAGUAGAGAAUCAGGUUUAGAUUGUAGUGAUAUAACGUCGUCACCAUCUUCAACACCCUGUGGAAGAUUGAAUAAAAGUAAUAACAAUAAUAAUAACAAUAGUCAAAUGGAGACUAAUGGAAGUGUUGGAAACCAUGGAAAUAAUGGCUCUGGUAAUAGUGCUAGUAGUAACAAUAAUAACAGCAAUGCUAGAUCUUCAUUAUCUCCAACACAUAUAUGGCCAUGGAUGACUGUUGUGGGACCAAAUUCGGUUCAACGUCGUCGAGGUCGUCAAACCUAUAGCCGCUAUCAAACAUUAGAGCUGGAGAAGGAAUUUCAAUAUAGUCAUUAUCUAACACGUAGGAGAAGAAUUGAAAUAGCUCAUAACCUCUGCUUAACUGAACGUCAAAUUAAAAUCUGGUUCCAAAAUAGACGAAUGAAACUGAAAAAGGAACGUCAACAAAUAAAAGAAUUGAAUGAUGAAACAACACGUCAAACAACUACAGAUCCUGUACAUCAUAGUCGACGUCACAUGGACUCAUCCCAUCAAUACUUUGGAAUGAUGAAUGCAAAUACCAAUAAUAGCAGUUAUUAUUCAACAAAUUCAAAUUCUGGGAUUCUUGACUCAAAAGACAACUGCCAACUUGACUGCAAGCCUCUCUCCUUACAUAAAAAAUCUGGUUUAAUUCCAAAAUUACUAGAUAGUAAUAUGCAACCUGAAUCAAUGAUAUCGGGUGGUUUCCUUCCUGUAUUAAAUAGAGGACUUCAGUCUAGUAUGAACUAUCCUGGAGGUCAAGAUCCACUUAGACAUGGCAGUUCAGAAGACUGUGAACAAAUGGAUAGUGAAGACGAUGAAGAUGAUGAUGAUUUCUGUGAAUCAGAUGAUUUACAAGGAUCUAAAGUUUCUAAACUUGCGCAUGAAUUCAUUAAUCCUCAUUUAAUUAGAACAAAUAUACUACGCGAAAAAUAAUGUUAUUAGUCAAUGAAGCCUCUUCCUAACGAUAGAAUUCACAUUACAUACAUAUACAACAACACAUGAUGCAGGCAAAAUUAGUAUACAUGACACAUUUUCACCGAUUAAGUGUAUUAUUCUGAAUCCCUAGUUUACCGCUAAAUUUCUCCCUAUUUUCCCCAAAACUGUAUGUUAUAAUUUAUGCGAGAAAUAAAUCAAUUCAGGAGGAACGUUAACCUGAAAUAAACACCUAUAUAUACAUAUAAAUAUCACAAGUACCUAUUAAUCCUGAAAAAAAAAACAACCUAAUAAAGUCUUCGAAACACUUUUAAUAAAUUGUAUGAAAACCUUUUCCCAAUUUUUCAUCUAAAACCACUACUUGUUAAUUUAAAAGUAGUAUUCAUAAAAAAAUUCUCUG